ACUGGACCAAUCAACAAUCAGAUCAAUCCUGACCAUCAACUUUUUGGAUUCCCGCAUCGCAGAAGCUCCACGGUCGGCUCAAGCUCAGCAGAUCAACGACGACAAGAUGGCGGAGGCAUUGACACAAGCGAUAGCCCGCCAAGGGCCAGCGUCCUUCAAGCUGGGAACGAAGGCGGUGUUCCUGCCGAACCAUGUCGUCACCUUUGUCCGCAAGGACAAAUCACCACCAAAGAUGGCCACCUUCAACGUGCCCCUGACCUUUACAAAGUUCGACAUACGCGACUACCUCUGGAACCUCUACGGCGUCGAGACGACGGCGGUGCGCUCGCAAGUCAAACAGUCCGCCAUUGAACGGCGGUCGACGGGGUCGGGCUACUUCCGCCCGCAAAGCACCAAGGUCAUGACGGUGCAGCUCACGAAGCCCUUUGUCUGGCCGACCCCGCCCGAGGACCUCGAGCCGUGGAACAAGAAGCUGUGGGCGGCGCGCGAGAGCGUCUCGCGGGAGCAGUACCGUGGCGACAUUCGCAAACAGCUCGGCAAGCUGGCGAACCCGAGCAAGGACAAGGAAUCGUCUGAGAGGAAGUUCUUGCGGAAGCAGGCCGGCAGAAUCUUGAGAGGUUCUGCCGCCGGCAAGUGGGAUAAGGGCGAGGAGAAGGUUGACUUGGACAGCAAGUGGGAUCGGGCUGUGAAGAAGGGCAAGAGGAAUUGAUCGUGGAUCAGGAAGCACGGGCACGGGGGUAGGAGCAAAGAGUGAAUGGAUUUGUCCUGUCGGGGAAGGUAUGGCGACAAAAGGGGGGAGCCAUCGCGUGUACAAAAAUUUGCGAGAAGAGUGGUGAGCAUGCGGAUCGGCAUGUUUUGUACAACAUACAACACACAACAAGGAUGGCAUGAGAUAUAGAAAAAGUGUCAAUUGGUUUUGGUGUCUUUGGA
Colletotrichum godetiae is the source of this 930-nucleotide messenger RNA. Its product is annotated as ribosomal protein L23. Gene Ontology annotation, molecular function: structural constituent of ribosome. Gene Ontology annotation, biological process: mitochondrial translation. Gene Ontology annotation, cellular component: mitochondrial large ribosomal subunit; ribosome. The transcript has 2 exons. NCBI's taxonomy places the organism in Eukaryota, Fungi, Ascomycota, Sordariomycetes, Glomerellales, Glomerellaceae. The record is from RefSeq and is a predicted model, not a curated record. Bases 107 to 709 code for a protein of 200 amino acids.